Grosmannia clavigera kw1407 is the source of this 1986-nucleotide messenger RNA. RefSeq lists its product as uncharacterized. NCBI's taxonomy places the organism in Eukaryota, Fungi, Ascomycota, Sordariomycetes, Ophiostomatales, Ophiostomataceae. The transcript is spliced from 3 exons. The coding region runs from base 1 to 1986 and encodes 661 amino acids. The record is from RefSeq and is a predicted model, not a curated record.
AUGUGUGCAGCCAGCGCCCGUCCGCUCCAACCGCUAGGCGACGUCGACGGGAGCGGAAGAAAGAAGAAGGCGAAGAAGCAGCUUGCAGAGCAGUCAAAGCCGCCGCCAAAGGUAUGGAUGUCCAAUAUCAUCCCGCUCAACCUGGAGGAGAAUCCGGCGAGUGGUCGUGGCCGCUACUCUUCCAUGAGCGUGCUGGAGCCUGUCAUGCGGAUCGAGCGUACCGGCGACAUCGAGUCGGCGACUAAUCCUCCGAGCGGCGGAUCCGAGGCCUCAUACCGCAUCGUGGUCACUUUCAUCUUUGAGGUUGCUAUCUCAGGAUUUGACCAGGGCUUCCAAAAGCACAACCGCUUCUUCGACUCUGUUUCCCUGCGGUAUCUCUUCCGCCACGGCGAGGAGGUCGAUCUGCGGCCGCUGUCCGACUCUGCCCAACACGGUAUCACCGUCACCAACACGCGAGACAAGUUGAACUCCAUCGACGCCGGCAUGUCUGCUGGCAUGGUCACUGCCGUGGCACCCACGCUGAGUGUCCAGGCCCAACGCGACUUCAAGCUGACCUACCAACGCAGCAUGAACAGCUGGCGCAUGGGUCUCUCCUUCGAAUCCUGUGAGCAGUCCAGCCUCGCGAACGGGAGCCAGCGUGCGCUGACUCUGUCCAAAGACCCUGUUCCAAGGCCGGAACGAUCAUGUCUGCCGUUGACAUCCAUUCUGGCUGCUCACCUGGUAUCCAGACAGCAAGCACGACCGAAGCGAGACCGGAAAAUCUACAGCUCUUCUGGGCAGGACCUGCGACAGAAACACUUCUUUCAGGUGCUGUCACCUCACAGACAGGACUGCCAUUGUCGGCCAAGCCGGCAUAGCGGUUGUCCACUUAAAUAUCGCCACCAGCGCCGCCACCAAUAUUACAACCGUGCCGCCCACUGGUUCUGGCAGACCGAGGCUUCUCUACGCCUGUGGACGCCCGAGAUCUACAGCAGCUUCCGCUGUCCCAUUACUGUGAUGCGUGAGGUGCCCGUGGCCGUGGCCGACAGAGUGCGCCGCAUCGAAGACUUGCGGCCUCUUCUCCACUUCGACUUUGAGGUCGACACCCGUCUGCGUGUUCUCGGCUGUGGCCUCAACUUCUUCAAGAACGCCGUCAAGCCAGCCGAGCUCCGUGCUCAGACCGACACGGGACAGCAGCUGCCCGGAGAUCACGUCCGCUUCUGCAUCACCUGCUGCGCUGAGAAUAUCAGCUGGCCGCAGCAUCCGACACGAAAUCUACAGGCCGAGGCCGAAGAGGCUCUCGGACCUGGGCCGAACCCGAGACGGCUGCAGACAAACGAAGAGUUUAGCGUUUCUCUCAGGCAAAGAGGCGUGAAGCGGACACGCACUGCACACAGCCGUCUGAUGGACGAUAGCAGUUCCCGCUCUCCUCUUUUCGAACGCUUCAAUUCACCAUUCCAGCAGCUGUCUUCCUCCUUCAGUUCUCACCAAUCAUCGCUGCCUCACGGGCCAUCAUUCUCAGGGGACUUCGUGUUAGGGGCCGACAGACUACCGCCGCCUACCGUGGCCGACGUGGAGAUUUCGCCAGCCUGCUCGCGACGAUGCUUCGUGCCUGAUCGUGGUUUAUUGCGGCGUGACGGCGGCGCGGCAAAUGCCGGCUCGACACAAGCACCGCCGAAGCUUGUCGCGGACGAUUGGAGGUGGACGCCAGCAGGUCGGUCACCAGAGAGGAUAGAUCUGCACAACGUUGAGGAAGCCUAUCAGCGGUCCGAUCACAACCCGAGCAGCGCUGACCGGAGACGACAUUAUCGCACAAGUGAGGACAAAGGCCCUAGGCCGGUGCUCCGAAGACGGACGAGUUUGGAAUUGCUGCUUGCGCGAGAGCGGAGAAGGAGCCCAGAUGGUCAUAAAGAUACAGAAUGGAGGCGGGAAGGACAUGAGCCCCCAAAUUCAGGAAGGCAACAAGUGCGCUUUCAGCCUUCGGAAUAUACAGAUAGUAGGCGAUAG